AUGCCAUGGUGCAGACAACGGUCACUCUGGGAUCAGAAAUGGAACAGUAUUGUCUUUAGUGACGAGUCUCGAUUAUGUUUAGGCAUGCACGAUGGUCGUGCCAGGGUUAGAAGGCGACGUGGUGAAAGGAGGAAUCCACAGUUUUUUGUUGAAAGACAUGUUCAUCACACUGUUGGAGUUAUGGUUUGGGGUGCUAUAGGUUAUGGUUCCAGGUCACCUUUAAUCUUCAUCAGAGGUAACAUGAACGCGCAGCGUUAUAUCCACGAAGUUCUAGAACCCCAUCUUUUACCCUAUCUAGACACCCUGGCAGAUCCAACUUCCCAACAAGAUAAUGCCCGACCACAUGUUGCAAGAGUCACAAUAGACUUCUUUCAACAUAAUGAUGUCACAUUGUUACCAUGGCCACCAAGAUCUCCCGACUUAUCCCCAAUUGAGCACGUGUGGGAUAUGAUGGGUAGGAGAUUGCUCAAUUUGCAACGUUCUCCUCAGACUCUAGAAGCACAUCGAGAGGAAACUGGCCGAUACGACCGCUCCUUUGUCCCGAGGGUAACAUUUUCGCGCCAUAAUUUAUUAUACAACUUUCAGAGACAAUUAUCGCAACAAGAAUGCCUAGCUGAGUUACUGUCUGUCUUCGGCAACGAAGCGCCACAUCAGUUGACAAUUACCCGUUGGUAUGAAGAAUUCAAACGUGGACGGGUGAGUCUUAGCGGCGAUCCCAGGGUGGGUGCACCAAAAACGGCAGUCAUCCAGGAAAACGUCGAUGCCGUGCGCAAACUCAUCAUUGAAGAUAGACAUGUGACAUAUCGCGAGAUUGAGGCGUCCUUGAAGAUCUCAAAGACCUCAAUUCAAAAAAUUUUACAUGAAGAAUUAGGAGUAAGAAAAUUAGUUUCUCGUUGGAUACCCCACCUGUUGACUGAAGAGCAGAAAGCAGCCAAGGUUAAUUGGUGUCAAAAAACGCUUGGCCGUUUCAAUUCCAGAAACUCAAAAAAUGUGUACAGCAUUUUUAGUGGUGAUGAAUCGUGGAUUUACUGUUAUGAACCAGAAAAUAAACGACAGUCGGCUGUUUGGUUCAUCCGUUCUCGAAGUGUUUCGAAAACGAUGGUCGCGACAUUUGUGUCAAAAGCGGCGGAUUGGUAUACCACCAUUUGUUUGCCAAAAGUCAUCACCGAGCUUCGAAAAAUCAACCCCGGAAGAAGAAUCAUCCUCCACCAAGACAAUACAAGCUCGCACACAGCCCAAAAAACAAGGCAGUAUUUAACGGAAGAAAACGUGGAAUUAUUGCACCAUCCUCCAUAUAGUCCCGAUCUAAGUCUUAACGAUUUCUUUACUUUCCCGAAAAUUAAAAACAGACUGCGUGGUCAAAGGUUCCAGUCACCAGAAGAAGCAGUUGACGCAUUCAAAAAUGCCGUUUUGGAUCUGCCAGCAAACGAGUGGAAUAAGUGCUUCGAAAAUUGGUUCGAGCGCAUGCAGAUGUGUAUUAAUCUUCGUGGAGAAUACUUCGAAAAACAAAGUCAUUUAAAGCUACCUACCGAGACUUUUCCCAGUUCUACUAACCUUAGACAGUCCAAAAAUCGGAUUAACAAAGUUUCUUUCAGCUCCUCAUAG
Molecule: messenger RNA, 1605 nt
Organism: Acanthoscelides obtectus
Lineage: Eukaryota; Metazoa; Arthropoda; Insecta; Coleoptera; Chrysomelidae
Source: the annotation of a GenBank genome assembly